Equus caballus (horse) is the source of this 1248-nucleotide messenger RNA. It is a transcript of the gene MTX2, whose product is annotated as metaxin 2. Lineage: Eukaryota; Metazoa; Chordata; Mammalia; Perissodactyla; Equidae. Gene Ontology annotation, biological process: mitochondrion organization. Gene Ontology annotation, cellular component: cytoplasm; SAM complex. The record is from RefSeq and is a predicted model, not a curated record.
CCUUGGGGUUUUCGCCGCCGCCGGCGGCAGGGUGGGCUUUGCGAGCCAGACCUCAGCCGGGGCCGAGCCGGUUAGCUGCCAGGAGCCGCCGGGGUUGCGGAGGAGGACGCCUAGGGCCUCAGGGAGCAAGCGCCGCAGGCGCGGGCCCGCCCAGCCGACAUGUCCCUGGUGGCGGAAGCCUUCGUCUCCCAGAUCGCAGCUGCAGAACCUUGGCCUGAAAAUGCUACUUUAUAUCAGCAACUAAAAGGCGAGCAAAUUUUGCUUUCUGACAAUGCAGCUUCUCUUGCUGUGCAGGCCUUUUUGCAAAUGUGUAAUCUGCCUAUCAAAGUGGUUUGUAGGGCAAAUGCAGAAUAUAUGUCUCCAUCUGGUAAAGUACCUUUUAUUCAUGUAGGAAAUCAAGUAGUAUCAGAACUUGGUCCAAUAGUCCAAUUCGUUAAAGCCAAGGGUCAUUCUCUUAGUGAUGGGCUGGAUGAAGUCCAAAAAGCAGAAAUGAAAGCCUACAUGGAAUUAGUCAACAAUAUGCUGUUGACUGCAGAGUUGUAUCUUCAGUGGUGUGACGAAGCUACAGUAGGGGAGAUCACUCAUGCUAGGUAUGGAUCUCCUUACCCUUGGCCUCUGAAUCAUAUUUUGGCCUAUCAGAAGCAGUGGGAAGUCAGGCGUAAGAUGAAAGCUAUUGGAUGGGGUAAGAAGACUCUGGACCAGGUCUUAGAAGAUGUAGACCAGUGCUGUCAAGCUCUUUCUCAAAGACUGGGAACACAACCAUAUUUCUUCAAUAAGCAGCCUACUGAGCUAGAUGCACUGGUAUUUGGCCAUCUGUACACCAUUCUUACCACACAGUUGACCAGUGAUGAACUGUCUGAGAAGGUGAAGAACUAUAGCAACCUCCUUGCUUUCUGUAGAAGAAUUGAACAGCACUAUUUUGAAGAUCGUGGUAAAGGCAGCUCAUCUAUCAGAUUGUCUUAGAGUUAUGUGUAAAUCUAGUUAUUAUUUAAAAAAAUUAACUUUUGAAAUACAUAUUACUUGAAUGAUGUAACAGAUAAUGGUAUCAGAAUUUUAAAACCGAAAACACUGCUUUUCCAAUCCUCAAAACAAACAUAAUGUAUCCUACAUAGGUACUUUAUACCAUUAUUUUGUGUACACAUUAAAAUAAUGUUAAAUGAUAUAAUUUGAUAUGUUGUACUCUAUAUCUUGAAAUUUUUGUUCCUUUCAAAUAUGUGUGCAUAUAAAAAUAAAGCUCAAACAACUGUA